Messenger RNA from Penaeus chinensis, 1422 nucleotides. RefSeq lists its product as uncharacterized. NCBI's taxonomy places the organism in Eukaryota, Metazoa, Arthropoda, Malacostraca, Decapoda, Penaeidae. The transcript has 2 exons. The record is from RefSeq and is a predicted model, not a curated record. Bases 7 to 1392 code for a protein of 461 amino acids.
CAUAACAUGAAACUCACAUCGUAUUUGUGUUUGUGUUUAACAUUUUGUUUGUGGAUUAUUGGUAACGAGGGCCAGGAAGUGAAGAUGGAUCUGGAUUAUGAAAACGUGACUCCAAAGUGGAAGGAUUUUAAACAGGAUCUUGCUUCUCGUAACAAGGUCAAGUACAAGCAAGUCUUGGACGCCUUUCGAGACAAGCUUCGGGAAUUCGUGAAGCAACAUAUAACAGAAAAUGAGAUCGUGAAGAAAAAUGGUAUAAGCAAACAUGUACAUCCGCAGUGGCUCUCUUUCUUGGCCGAUUUAGGGAACAAAGAAGCGCAAGAAAUAGGAACAAACCAGACAGAGACCUUGCUAGAAAGCGGACAGUUCGGACCCAGCCGCGAGCUACGGCAGUCAGCAUCUAUGUCCCCAGCCCCGCAACAAGGGUCUUCCGAUGCCCCAAAGGCUGCCCAGAGCGACACGAAGGAGGAACUUGGAGGAGGAAGGAAAGAGGGGAGGCUGCAGCGGCCGGCCAGGGAGGCUCCGGGGGUGAUGUACCUUCCCGUCCAGAGCGGAAGUUCCUCCUGCCCUUCUUACGCUGACACCGUGGCCUCCUCCCUCACGCAGAUGGCCUUCGCCUCCAUGGCGGUGACCGUUUUCAACGCGGUGGCCAACAUCGCCAACAACAUCAACAGCAACAACAGGAACGACAACAUCAACAGCAACAGCAACGUGGACAGCAACAACGCCAACGUCGCCAGCAACAACAACAACGGGAACCAAGUGAACGUGGUGCUGCCGCCCCCCAUCCCCGGAAGGAAGAGGCAGGUCGACCUCAAGCGCAAGCGCAGGCACAUCCUCCAGCUGAAGAGAAUCUCAGGGAAGCUCAGGGAAAUGCAAGGCAGCAGAUACGCCCUUGUUGAAAAGCUGCAGAAGGGCUCGGCCACGGGGCAGGAGAAGGUCGCCGGGGUAAAGUGCAUGUCGAGAAAGGCCCAUGCACAAGCUGCCUUGGCCACCCUCUCGGUUGUCAAGAGCCUUCUGCUGUCCCCGGGCAUCACAAGCAGGGGCAGCGGCCUCGAAACCACUCACCAGGAAGCCCAAGAUAUGCCACUGUGGGGCGAAAACAUCGCGCAGUCUCAUGCAUCUGCAAGCCAGCUUCCUCCCUUCGCCGAGACCGAGAUCAGGCGCCAUCGCUUCUUGCAGAUGAAUGAUCCUUAUAAUAUGACUAUUUGCUCUCUGCAACACCUUUGCAACUUCAUAGGGCCCUCUGCCCUCCAAAGGGACCUUGUCAGUCACGUGACCAAAAUGGGCAGGUUGCGCGAUGACAUUAUGCCUGAGGGCGUGUCCACGGGUUCUGCCACGCCCCUCCCGGUGACUUGCUCCUCCCUCAAGCCUUUGUGUCCCGCCCUCCCUUGAGCUACUCUGCCUUGCUGUCUUUCAACUCAA